ACGUAUGUUUGUGUUUGUUUGCACUUAUUUUAUUUUAUUACAAGCGAUGACACACACUUCAUCGUCUAAUCUUGUGUUUUAACAAAUUACGUGAUAAAAGUGCCGAGAACAACACAAUCAUGUUCAGCAAGAAGAAACCAGACAAGCCUAAACCGCGACGAAAUCAAGGAAAUCUCUCCCAGUACGGUCUCUUCGAUGUACCCACAACGUUAGAUUUCAACGAUGACAACGAAGGAGAUGACGACAACGACAGUGAUCUGGAAGCAGAACUUGCUGCCUUGGCAGGAGGAGGAGGAAAACCCAAAAGACCAGCAAGAAAGCCUCAACCUGCAGUCAAUCUAGAUGCCAUGGUGCAAGACAGUAUGAGAGACAUCCCUUCUGAUGAAGAAUUAUCCGGGGAUGAUGAUGAUCCUGACUUAUUGAAUGAAUUAAGUGAGAUUACAGGAGAUGCAGGUGAAGUUGAAGCAAGUCCACAGGAAUCUCCAACAAAAUCAACACCAGCAACAGUAGAUGUAGGAAAAUUAUUGGAUGAAAGAAUGAAAAUGUAUGAAUUAGCAGAGAAAAACGCUAAAGAAGCAGGGGAAACUUCCAGAGCAAGAAGAUUCAACAGAGGAUUGAAAACAAUCAAAGAUUUAAUCAAACAGAACAAUGCUGGGAGAGCUAUUAAUGAUGAAGAUAUCCCACCGGCUGUUACUGUUAAUAUUCAAAAAAGAGAUCCGCCAUUAGAACCAGCACCAUCAGAGGAAGUAGCAGUUGUAAAUCCUCCACCUCGUGAAGAACCUGCAGAAGAAUCAACUCCAUCGCCUCAGGAAAUGGUUUUAUCUGAAGAGAAACAAAAUUUAUUAAAAUUGUUAAACGAGCGUAAGAAUCAAUACAAAAUGGCGGCGUUGGCAGCAAAAAAAUCCGGUGAUACACAAACAGCUGUAGGACAUAUAAAAAUAGUCAAACAAUUCGAAACUGUUAUCAAAGCAGUGGAAUCCGGACAAGAAGUUGAUCUUUCCCGAAUGCCUGGACCUCCUGUCAAUGAAAAACCUAAUAUAGAAGAAGCACAACCUGUCCAACACGCAGAGGAACCCAUGGCUGUACCUGAAGAAAGUCCAGAGGAAGCCCCACAGUUGAUAUCAGCUAAUUCCGUAGGUGAAGCAUUGGAACAACGUUUGGCUGUGUAUAAAGAACAAGAAAACAACGCCAAGGAACAAGGUAAUAGCAGUAAAGCACGCAGAAUGGGUAGAAUUGUAAAACAAUUUGAACAAGCGAUCAAAGCGCAUAAAAGUGGUAAAAGUGUUGCGUUUGAUGAGUUACCAACACCGCCGGGAUAUGCACCUAUACCCGGAACAGAAAAACCUGUUGAAGCUUCACCAGUUGUUCCAAAUCCAAAUCCUGCUCCUGCUGUACCUAAACCUUCUCCACAAUCACCACCGGCUAAUUCCAGUUCCGGAACAACUCCACCUGCUGUCCCCGCUAGGACAAGAGCUGGUAAUAAACAACCUACAACACGCAUGGAAAAACAAUUAACGUUGUUGAAACAACGCCAGAAUGAGUUUAAAGUCGCUGCGUUGAAUGCUAAGAAAAAGGGGGAGUUAAAUGAAGCUAAGGAGUAUUUAAGGACUGCGAAAGGGUUUGAUCCAUUGAUUGAAGCUGCAGAAGGUGGUUUACCAGUUGAUAUUACAUCUCUGCCUAUUCCACCUAUGGCUAAAGCACAAUUAGAUGUUGAAUAUGAACUGGUUAUGGCUGAUGAAUGCACAGAAGAAGAUGACAGCGUGUUGGAUGUAAUUUCCAGGCUGGAAUCGCAGUUAACAAAACAAUUGAAGACUUGUUUGAGUACUCGUGAUCACUUCAAAGCAAUUGGUGAUAUUGCAGGCAUGAAUCGUUUCGAGCAUCUCGCUUUAACAGUCACAAAAGAUUUAGAUGUUGUUAGAAUAGCAAAAAGAACAAAUAGUUCAGCAAUUCCAAAAUUCCACUAUGAAAAGCGUGAUUAUUCGAUUGUGAAGAGUUUUACAGACUUGAACGACAAUGAUUUGGAGUUAUUAAUCGCCAGGGGGAUAAACUACAACUGUGCAAACCCAAAAGAUAUUGAUACUUAUGUUAAAUUCGAAUUUCCAAACCCAAAUGAUGAGAUUUAUCGUGAUAAAACAGCUACGGUUAAAGACACAAACAAUCCAGAGUAUAAUUCACAGUAUUCUUUGUCUUUCCAACGUGGUGCACGUCCAUGGAUGCGAAUAUUCAAGCGACAUGCGAUUAAAUUCGAGGUUUAUUCCAAAGGCUGUUUUGCUAGCGAGUGGGGUUGUUGUUUCAGUGGGUUCCUGCGCAGCGAUACAUUAUUAGGCACUGUGACUGUUAAACUGCAACCAUUGGAGACACAGUGUGAGAUUCAUGAUAGUUUUGAUUUAAUGGAUGGUAGGAAGAAAGUCGGUGGAAAAUUAGAAGUGCGUCUACGUUUGCGUGAUCCACUGUUAAAUCGAGAAGUACAACAGUUGUCUGAAAGAUGGUUGGUUGUUGAUAGUUAAAACUGCCUCAGGUAUUUUUAAUACAUACAACACGAACAGGGAUCAAAUUAUAGUGUAAUAACACAUAAUCAACUAAAUUACAACUAAAAACCCAUUGAGAACGAGGGGAGAAGACCUUAGGAAGCUGCGACUGGAUUAUUGGAGGACUCAGGCACGACUAAGCGUAGGGCCCACCACACGCAGCCCUUUUAUACCCUCGGCCUACCUGCAAAAAGUGGUGGGGGAAGAUUUUUUGACGCAAGCAAAGUACUUACACCUAAUGAAGAACAGAGUACAUUGGCCCAAUAGUACCACAACUACUUUUAAUCUCCUAAAACCACCGCUAGAUGGCGCAAUGUGUAUUAAACCGAAGUUAAAAUCAACUUUGUGAAUAGAAAUACCACACAAUGCACAAUGAAGUUAUAUGUUGAUUCAUAACGACCCGCACAUUGUUCAUAUUUUUGUCACUGAUCACAACGCGAUCACGCUGCGAGCACCUGAUAGAAGUCCAGCGUCCUUUGAUCGCUUUGCACAUUGACUUGAGUGAGUGCUAUCAAUUCCUGAUGCUCAUCACAGCGUGAUGAAGCUGUGAUUGAUCAAAAUUAAAUUAAUUUAUAGCUUUUUAAAUCUACGGCAUUUAAAUUUACGAUUUGUGUAUAUUUAUAGCACUUCUGAAAACAGGUCAUUCGUCAGUACAAUUAAAGAUAACGCUGUUGCUGAUUUUUUCAUUUGUUAAAUUAAACGGUAAACAGGAAUUUUUCCACUUGAGAUGCGGCGAUGGCCUUGAGGUGUGUAGGAGUGCAAAUAACAUCAAAGUUGUGAAAUUUCAAGUGUGCGUUGGUGGGUGUAAGCUUACGUUUCACGCUAGACGAGCCUUCGAGACGACUUUAAGUUGUUUUCCAUCGAUUGCAGCCACUCAAGGUGUAUAAAUAACUAUUGUAUGCAUAUUAUUGUACUUAUAAAUUAACAAUUUUAAUCGUUGUAGAUUUUAGCCCGUGGCGAUGAUUUAAAAAUAGUUUUAUACGCAAUAUUAAUUGUGGGUAAUGAAAUGAAUGAUUCACGAGGAUUGCAUUGAUUAGUUUGUGUGUUAUCACAAAUUUGAAGUAAUAGAGGACUUAGUAAUUUUUAUUGUUUAUGGAAAUAGAUGCGUAAAAGUUUCCACAAGGUUUGUUUACCUCGGUCAACUGAUAAGGAGUGAUUUGAAGUGGGUGAUUGUUGAGUGUGCCCACAAAUGACGAGCCUACUCAUUAAAAAAACGCCAGCUAUUGAUAGCUCGUAAAUUAUGAGUCAAUAUUUGUGCAGGGAUUACGUUUUAAGCAUAGUUACCGGUAUUUUAUAUACUUCUAAUCUUUUUUUAUGGUUUUAUAUUAUAUUUUAAUUAAAUCGUUAGGCAUUUAAAUUAAAUUUGUAAUUAUGUUUGUAAAUAUUCAUAGAAAAUGAUUUGUUUGGGUUUUUAAUAUGAUUUUAUUAGAUUUUAGCGUCAUCCUGGGGAGAACUGUAGAGUUAUAUUUAGAUAUUAUUGUAUUUGUUGCGUUAGAUGUUUCAUGCAUGUUUAUUCCGUGUGCGUGUAAAAAUUGUCACAUUCACAUGGAUAUGGUUUAAGUGCGGGUAACUCGCACUGCUACAGGUGCAGCCUCACUGAUACCAACAAACAAAUUUACCUGCCGUGGUGAGACAGCGUUAUGAGGCGUCUUCAAUUGUACUUUUUAAAGAUGUACUGGAUGGCGUUGGGAUGCAUUUAUUUGCAUUUUAUUUUUGUUUGUUGGUGUUAGUGGAGAUAAAAGAAUUAAAUAUAAGUGAAUAUCUCGUAAACUAAAAGUGAUAGAAAGGAACGGAUUGCAGAUUCUUAAUCUGUGGGAUAUUUUAGUUAGAAAAACGUAGUAAACUCGAGAAAAUAAAAUUUUAAAAAGUAAUUUAUAAUGAAAAAAUGCAAUUUUUAAAAAUUUAUAUUUUAUAAUGCUACAUUUUCUUAAUAAUUUAAUUUUAAUUAAAUAUACGUUAAGAAAAUAUGAAAAUAAUGUCAAUUUACGUAAAAGAUUGUAAAUCUAAA
Messenger RNA from Dalotia coriaria, 4536 nucleotides. RefSeq names its product lethal (2) giant discs 1 (gene l(2)gd1). Gene Ontology annotation, cellular component: nucleus. The record is from RefSeq and is a predicted model, not a curated record. Gene Ontology annotation, molecular function: RNA polymerase II cis-regulatory region sequence-specific DNA binding; DNA-binding transcription repressor activity, RNA polymerase II-specific. The coding region runs from base 120 to 2507 and encodes 795 amino acids. Gene Ontology annotation, biological process: regulation of transcription by RNA polymerase II. NCBI's taxonomy places the organism in Eukaryota, Metazoa, Arthropoda, Insecta, Coleoptera, Staphylinidae. The transcript is spliced from 7 exons.